CCAAAACCCCCUGAAAGCCAAAAGCCACACGAGAACGCCAGCAAGGGGAAGCGGAAGCGAAACCGCAGCUGGAGGCGGAGAGGAGAGAGAGAUCCCCGGAACCCUAACCCUACUAGCCCCCCUACCUUCGCCGGCUGCGACUGCGAUGGCGAUGGACGCGGAGCGGCGGCAGGCGGAGCUGAUCGAGCAGUUCUCGGCGCAGGCGGCGGCGCUCUCGUCGGCCCCGCAGCUGGCGGCGCUCGUGCUCGAGGCCACCUCCCACCCGGCGCUCUUCGCCUUCUCCGAGCUCCUCACCCUCCCCGCCCUCUCAAAGCUAACGGGCACGCAGUACGCCUCUUCGCUGGACCUGCUCCGCCUCUUUGCCUAUGGCACUCUCAAGGACUAUAAGAGUAAUUCUUGCACCCUACCUGCAUUGCUACCUGAUCAGGUACGGAAGCUGAAGCAACUCAGUGUGCUAACUUUGGCUGAGUCAACCAAGGUGCUACCAUAUGAUAAACUCAUGCAAGAGUUGGAUGUUUCUAAUGUAAGAGAACUUGAAGAUUUCCUCAUAAACGAGUGCAUGUACUCGGGUAUUGUCAGGGGCAAAUUGGAUCAGCUGCGGCGGUGCUUUGAAGUACAAUUUGCCGCUGGAAGAGACCUUACACCUGGUCAGCUAAACAACAUGAUAGAAACCUUGUCCGACUGGUUGGGAACAUCAGAUGGUCUAUUGCACCAAAUUCAGGAGAAAAUCAAGUGGGCUGAUGCAACGAGUGAAGUGAACAAGAAGCACCAGAAAGAAUUUGAAGAUAGAGUGGAAGAAGCCAAAAAGUCAAUCAAGAAGUUGAACAAUGUAAGCAGGCAGACAUUGACUUACGGGGGCACGACGACUUUCUCUCUGAAUCGGGAGGAAUAAUGGAUUUUGAAGAGGACCGCAUCCGACCAAAAAGGAGGCGACAACCAAUGGCAUAGUUUCAAUGAAGUAUUUAUCCAUGUCCCUGCUUGCGGAAAUGCCGAUGCGUCCUUAGACAUUUUGGCACCAGAGUUGAGGAAAUGUCCUUGCAUCGAUUGUGGUGCUUCUUGAAGCGAGUCUCUGUUGAGAAAACGCUAGUUUUUGGUACGAGAUGUUACAAGGAGAUGACUCUUACCGCAUUUAUUUAGUAGCACAAAAGGCAGAUGAGCUCCUUGGUGCUGUAAACACUAUGGUUCUAAAGAAAAGUAUAUUUUAGUAAGUUGGCGAUUGCCCAGUUUCUUUUGGUUU
Molecule: messenger RNA, 1237 nt
Organism: Brachypodium distachyon (stiff brome)
Lineage: Eukaryota; Viridiplantae; Streptophyta; Magnoliopsida; Poales; Poaceae
Product: COP9 signalosome complex subunit 7
Exons: 9
Coding region: 146-892 (248 amino acids)
Cellular component (GO): COP9 signalosome
Source: RefSeq, a predicted model, not a curated record